AUGGAGACCACGAUGGUCCAACACGUCACCGACUUCGCAUCGGGCCCGCCCCCCGAAUCGCAGCUCCUCAAGUUCUCCUGCCUUAAUCGAACCCCGGCGCCCACGAGCCGGUCCAUCUUCGACAACAAUGCGGCGGCUCCACGUACGUUACAAGACGGCGCGGCGAAGCCCGUCAAUCUCAGCAAGCAUCUCCACUUGGGCAUGUUCGAGAUUGGGAGACCGCUCGGCAAGGGCAAGUUCGGACGCGUGUACCUAGUUCGCCACAGGCCAUCGGGCUACAUUUGUGCGCUCAAGGUCCUCAACAAGAACGAGAUAUGCCACGACGGCGCCGAGGUCCACGUACGACGAGAGAUCGAGGUCCACAGCAACCUAAAGCACCCCGGGAUCAUCUCCUUCUACGGCUGGUUCCACGACCGAAGGCGGAUCUUCCUACUAAUCGAGUACGCAUCGGGCGGCGAGCUGUACAAGACCUUGAGGAAGGAAGGCCGCUUCUCGGAGAGGCGGGCGGCGAAGUACGCGGCGCAGGUCGCCGAGUCUCUACGGUAUCUCCACUCGAAGAACGUUAUGCACCGAGAUCUCAAGCCGGAGAACAUCUUGAUCGGAAUGCACGGCGAGAUGAAGCUGGCGGAUUUCGGAUACAGCGUGCACGCACCGAGUAAUAGGCGGGAAACGCUCUGCGGUACCCUCGACUAUCUGCCUCCCGAGAUGCUGCGGCCGGGGAGACCAACAUACAAUAGGGCAGUUGACCAGUGGACACUGGGGGUGUUGACGUAUGAGUUCUUGACGGGAGAGGCGCCAUUUGAGGAUUCUCCGAUCAUGACCAAGAGACGCAUCGUUAAGGGCGAUAUGAAGCCUCUGCCUUCGACCAUAUCGGCCGAGGCCAAGGACUUUAUCAAUUCUCAUGUCGCGACUCUAAUUCUCGCCUCAGCAGUGGCGCUAGCCACAGCUUCUGACGCACCCUGCAGCAACGAAGCCUGUACGUCACUUUGCAACGCGACGCCCUCUUGCAUGUCGACGCUCUUCGACCCGGCGUUGGGACAAUGCUAUACCUUCUCUUGCGUCCUCAACAACUACUCGCGACCGUCCAAAUAUCUCGGCUACCAGAAGCCCGGCCAGACAUACCCCUGCCCCGCCGAUCAGCCUAUACCUGGUGAGCCCCAAACGCCACCACCCGCUCCUCCCAUUACCGAGCCCACCGCGAACGAGCAACCGCCAGCACCAGAGCCCUCGACUCCUGCCCCAAAUCCUACUCCGAAUCCGGGAAGCGAAGCAUCUAGCUCCCUUGUUACUGUUCCCCGGCCCUCCUCAACUGAAGGCUCUGGUAGUAAUGGCGGAUCCUCGACGACGGAGGUGCAAAACACACCAACCGCGGGAGCCAGCGACGGAGGAUCGGAUGGCGACGAAUCUAACUCCGCGAAUUCGAAUGGGCCCGACAAUACAUCCAAUCCUGUUGCGCCAACCAUAAUACUUGGCGGCGCGGCUGCCAAAUCGAUGGCACCAGUGUCACUACUAGCUAUCGGACUGGUUAUGUUCCUACUUUAA
This is a messenger RNA of Scedosporium apiospermum, 1542 nucleotides long. RefSeq lists its product as uncharacterized. Gene Ontology annotation, cellular component: spindle midzone; spindle microtubule; spindle pole centrosome. Bases 1 to 1542 code for a protein of 513 amino acids. The record is from RefSeq and is a predicted model, not a curated record. Lineage: Eukaryota; Fungi; Ascomycota; Sordariomycetes; Microascales; Microascaceae. The transcript is spliced from 2 exons. Gene Ontology annotation, molecular function: protein kinase activity; ATP binding. Gene Ontology annotation, biological process: mitotic spindle organization; regulation of cytokinesis; protein phosphorylation.